Molecule: messenger RNA, 1583 nt
Organism: Diospyros lotus (date-plum)
Lineage: Eukaryota; Viridiplantae; Streptophyta; Magnoliopsida; Ericales; Ebenaceae
Product: probable ADP-ribosylation factor GTPase-activating protein AGD8
Exons: 7
Coding region: 167-1381 (404 amino acids)
Biological process (GO): COPI coating of Golgi vesicle
Molecular function (GO): GTPase activator activity
Source: RefSeq, a predicted model, not a curated record
GCGGUGGGUACAAGUAGUAGAUCUGCCACUCUUUCAUUUCUGUGCAGCUGAUCCGAGGAGGGUAGAGGUCGCUUCCGAAACCUCCAUCUCCUCCCCCUCCUCCUCCUCUCUCUCUCUCUCUCUCUCUCUCUCUCUCUCUCUCUAUAUAUAUAUAUAUAUAUAUAACAUGGCGUCGACCGAGAGCUCCACCGACAAGAACGCCGUUUUUCGGAAGCUCAAAGCGAAGCCGGAGAACAAAAUGUGUUUUGAUUGCAAUGCGAAGAAUCCGACAUGGGCUUCUGUUACGUACGGGAUCUUUUUGUGCAUCGACUGUUCCGCUGUUCAUCGGAGCCUCGGAGUUCACAUCAGCUUCGUUAGGUCUACCAAUUUAGACACAUGGACUCCAGAGCAGUUAAAGAUAAUGAGCUUUGGAGGAAACAACCGCGCCCAUGUUUUCUUCAAGCAGCAUGGAUGGACUGAUGGAGGCAAGAUUGAGGCCAAGUUUACCUCAAGAGCUGCUGACUUAUAUAGACAGAUACUUGCAAAGGAAGUUGCUAAAAGUUCUACUGAAGACACAGGCGUGCCAUCGUCCCCAGUUGCUUCUCAGUCAAUGCAUGCCUCGAAUGGCUUUACUGAUAAGAUUGCAGAAGCACCUAAAGAAAUUUCCUCUGUGAAGCAAGAAUCUUCUGAUGUCUCUGUUUCACCUAAAGCUUCUCAUACAGCGUUUACUUCAUCUGUUAAAAAGCCUCUUGGUGCCAAAAAAACUGGAAAGUCUGGGGGACUUGGUGCUCGAAAGCUAACUACUAAGCCAAGUGACAGUCUCUAUGAUCAGAAGCCUGAGGAACCUCCUUUACAAGGUCCAACCUCAAGCAAUAGCACCCCAACAUCCACUUUGUCUUUUACCUCGCGUUUCGAGUAUGUAGAUAAUGUCCAAGCUGCUCCCGUGAGUUCUGAUGGUACACAGGUGAUCAGCCAUGUAGCCCCUCCAAAGGCAACGAGUUUCUUUGCAGAGUAUGGAAUGAACAGUGGUUUCCCAAAGAAAACAGGCUUCAGUUCAUCCAAAGUUCAAGUUGAGGAAACUGAUGAGGCAAGGAAGAAAUUUUCCAAUGCUAAGUCCAUUUCAUCAGCCCAAUUUUUUGGAGAUCAGAACAAAGCUGCUAUGGAUGCUCAAGUUUCCUUGCAGAAAUUCUCAGGUUCAACUGCCAUAUCUAGUGCUGAUCUUUUUGGUGACACAAGAGAUGAUUUGCCCCUUGAUCUUGCUGCAAGUGACCUCAUUAACCGUCUCUCUUUCCAGGCACAACAGGAUAUCUCUUCUCUUAAAGAUAUGGCAGGAGAGACUGGGAAGAAGCUAAGUUCCCUGGCGUCCACUUUAAUGGCAGAUCUUCAGGAUAGAAUUCUGUGAACCCUCUGACUUGUGUGUUUAAAUAUCAUAAACCAAAAAAAAAAAAAAAAGUUUGCUACAGCAGAAACCGAUAUAUUAUGCAGUGUAUGUAAGAGUUAAAAUUCUUUUUCUAAAGACGAAAAUAAGAUUUAAAAACUGUGCUAUGCUUAUGUUAUCUUAAAGCUGGCAUUACUUAAUUUUCUAGUUGAGAAAUCUUUGUCAA